GCACUUUGGAGAAAAAAUAAUCUGAACAACGACAAUAUUCAUUUUCUUCAGUCCAGUCUUUCUCUAUGAGAUUAAGACAAAAAUAAAUUGAUCACAAAAUUCUUCUUUCUUCUAAAUUGAAAUUCCAUACAGUUGUUUGCUAAUUUUUGGAAAAGAAAUUUCUUGAAUUAAAAAUAAAAAAAUAAAAAAAAAUAAAUUAUGAAUCGAUGGAUUGGAAAAGUAGCUGUUGUGACGGGAGCUUCGUCUGGAAUUGGCUUAGCGACAUCGCAAUAUUUGGUGAAAGAAGGAAUGAUUGUCGUUGGACUUGCAAGAAGAAAAGGAAAAAUGGAGGACGAAAUGAAAUUAUUUAAAGGAAAGGGAAAAUUUAUAGCCAAAGAAUGUGACGUUUCAAAUGAGACACAAAUUGCAGAAACUUUUAAAUGGAUACAUCGCACUUUAGGCGGAGUUCAUGUGCUUAUAAAUAAUGCUGGACUUAUGACUUCAUCAACUAUGUUUGAAGCGAAAAGAGAAGUAAUGAGUAAAAUAGUUAACGUCAAUAUAAUGGGAUUGUUGUACUGCACGUUGGAGGCUGUGAAAAUAAUGAAAGAAUUGGGAACAGAAGGUCACAUUAUUAACAUAAACAGCAUUGUAGGACACAGAGUUCUGAGGAAUAAAGAAUUGGCUUUUAAUGUUUAUCCCGCGUCAAAACAUGCUGUCACUGCAUUAACAACAACAAUGGAAGUAGAAUUAUUGGGUUCAAAAAUAAGAUGUACAAGCGUCAGUCCAGGUUUAGUUAAAACUGAAGUUUUUGAAGCCAAUUCCAGCGAAGAAAAAAAUAUAUCUGGAGCUUUAGAUAAAUUACCAAAUUUAUUACCAGAAGAUGUUGCUGACUCAAUUGUUUAUAUUCUGGGCACAAAUCCCCGCGUUCAAAUAACUGAAUUAACAAUCAGACCUCUUGGCGAAGUGUUUUAAUAUUUAUUUCUAAUUUAAAAAAAUUUUUUUUAUUUCUUCUAAACUUGAAGAAUUUAUAUUUAACGCUUAAUAAAAAGGUAGUAAAAAAAUAAUGUUAGUAAAUGGGUUAUAAAUAAUA
Messenger RNA from Leptopilina heterotoma, 1069 nucleotides. Its product is annotated as farnesol dehydrogenase-like. Lineage: Eukaryota; Metazoa; Arthropoda; Insecta; Hymenoptera; Figitidae. Bases 199 to 951 code for a protein of 250 amino acids. The transcript has 5 exons. The record is from RefSeq and is a predicted model, not a curated record.